AUGUUGUUGGCAUUGGGGUCGAUUCCCGGAAGCACGUUGAACCCAAACAGCUGGACUGCGCGGCCGAUUAUCGCUGUAGACGUGCACGUCUUGAGCUUCACCACUUUCUGCGACUCGGACCCAGACAGAUUGGCAACCUGGCUCCAUCUUGCGAAAAACGUUUCUUUGGUCAACGGAGACCCGCGAGUCAGAAUCUUGCCCAAAACAGCAGCCAGUCGCAGCUUAUGUUCGCUGUACCCUCCGCACAUGAACGAGAUGUUCAACGUCGGCACCUCCGAGUCCAAGUACGGCUUCCGGACCGUGAUGUCGAACUUCUGCACAGACUUGGCUCCCGGAGCAAUGCCCGACUCUGGAUGCUGUAAUAUGUUGACAAUGUAG
Messenger RNA from Ogataea philodendri, 378 nucleotides. RefSeq lists its product as uncharacterized. The record is from RefSeq and is a predicted model, not a curated record. NCBI's taxonomy places the organism in Eukaryota, Fungi, Ascomycota, Pichiomycetes, Pichiales, Pichiaceae. The transcript has a single exon. Bases 1 to 378 code for a protein of 125 amino acids.